Micromonas commoda is the source of this 1053-nucleotide messenger RNA. It is a transcript of the gene GLYK, whose product is annotated as glycerate kinase. Gene Ontology annotation, cellular component: cytoplasm. The transcript has a single exon. Lineage: Eukaryota; Viridiplantae; Chlorophyta; Mamiellophyceae; Mamiellales; Mamiellaceae. The coding region runs from base 1 to 1053 and encodes 350 amino acids. The record is from RefSeq and is a predicted model, not a curated record.
AUGGCGCUCUCGGAGGUGACCUCGCCGGACCCUUCGGACCGCGCGGCGGUGCGCGACUACGUCCUGGGCGGUCCGCUCAUCGACCAACUGUCUAUAUCCCGCGAGAACGCGACGGACGAUGUGGUCGACCGGUGGACGUCCGUCGCGGCGCGGCUGUGCGACCAGCUCUCGUUGGAACAGGCGUCGCUCGACCCCGCGCAGGCUUCGAGGGUGUACAGGUACUACAUGCCCGUCUACCUGUGGUGCCUCGCCCGCCUGGAGGCUCACAGGUCCGCCUCAGCCCCGGGCGCCGCGUGCCCGCCCUUGGUCGUCGGCCUGAGCGCCCCGCAGGGCUGCGGUAAGACCACGCUCGUCGCCCAGCUGACCCGACUGCUCGACGCCGACGGCGUUCGCGCCGCGUCCGUGUCCAUCGACGACGUGUACCUGACGGGCGCGGAACAGGAGACGCUGGCGAACAAAAACCCACACAACCCGCUGCUGCGGUUCAGGGGCAACGCCGGGUCCCACGACGUGGCGCUGGGCGUGCGCACGAUCGAGUCGCUGAAAGCGCUCAACGCGAACCCGGGGUCGACGACGAAAGUGCCCAGGUACGACAAGACGAUGCGCGGGGGACGAGGGGACAGGGCGCCGAGAGAUAUCUGGCCGACACACACGGCACCUCUGCACCUGGUCCUGCUGGAGGGUUGGAUGCUGGGUUUCUCUCCCGUCGGCGACGAGGCGGUUAAAGCGUUUGAUCCGCACCUCGCCGCCGUCAACCGAGAGCUCCGACGCGGCGGGUACGACCGGCUCCACCUCGCGGUGGACGACUGGGUCGUGGUGAGGGUGGAGCACAUCGAGUGGGUGAGGGAGUGGAGGCUGGAGGCGGAGCGGGAGGCGAGGGCGGCGGGGAGGGGCGCGCUGACCGACGACGAGGUGGCGGACUUUGUCGACAGAUUCUUGCCGGCGUAUCGGGCGUACCUCCCGGGGCUGUACGGCGACGGUCCGUUUGGGAGCCAGACCGGGAAGGUGCUGACCGUGCGAGUAGAUCGGGGGAGGAACGUGCUGGACGUUUAG